Messenger RNA from Maudiozyma saulgeensis, 2439 nucleotides. The record is from the annotation of a GenBank genome assembly. NCBI's taxonomy places the organism in Eukaryota, Fungi, Ascomycota, Saccharomycetes, Saccharomycetales, Saccharomycetaceae.
AUGCACACAUCAAAACGGUAUUCACAUGUAAGGACAUUUAGUAAUGAAGCAAUUGCUGCUGCUACUACAGCUACCUCGGGCGAGUUAUCUUCUAGAACGAGUUCUCUCGUUAGAAGUAAAUCAGUACCAAGACAUACUCAUAGUUUUAGAAGGACGGCUAGUAUAAUGAGUGACCCAGAAAGUAGAAGAUCACAUCGCAGGGUGAAUAGCUAUGGCAUUUCAGGAAGGACAUUUAGCACCUCUAUAAUACCAACUGAUUACGAUGAGAGCCAAAUAAUUGAUGCAAAUAUGGCAUUCGAUAAUUUUGAUGGUAGUACUGAUGAAAUGAAUGAAAAUAAUAUUUAUCCUCCUCAAAGACGAUACAGACAUAUAAGUAAUGGAGGAAUGCAACUACAACAACCUAAAUAUUUGGAAGUUGUAGAAAAAUAUGUCCCUGGACCACGAGGACUAUCAAUUGUGCAGGUUCCAGUAAUAAAGCAAUCAUCGCAAAAAUUGAGAAAGGAUUAUCCACAACAACAACUGUUAUCAUCACCUACAAGAAGUGUUUCGGAUUAUACAUCAUCUGAAAGAGCAUCAUUAUCUCCAAAAACAUUGAAAAGACACGGAGCAGUUAGAAGGUCGAAAAUUGCUCACUCAUCAGAAGAUUCUCGACUUCCUAUAUCUCCUCAUCAUUCUAUGAGGGAAGUCGAACCAGUAUCCCCAAGAGAUUUCCAUGCUACCUACGAGGAUGGGAUAAAUAUGAUUGAAAAGACAGUGACUACAAGACAAACUAAAGACCAUGGAAGUGUGGAGACAACAACAAUUAUACGUAGACAUACUAAGAAAGAAACCAAGCCUGAUUUGGUAGUAUCUAAUAACACUAAUGAUCAUACUUCAAAUACAAAGGAAAAUGUGUUAAAACUCCGUGCUGAAGUUAAAAAGUCCGAACUUGAGGAGAAACAACUAGAACUUGAACUAGAAAAAAUAAAAAUUGCUGAAAUGACAUUGACCACUCAGAAAGAAAAUCAUAAUUUGGAGAAUGAAGUUAAAAUUCAAGUUCCAUCUUCUGUAAUAAAACCCAAAUAUCAACAUGAAAAACUCAAGGGACCAAUAAAGGUAGUCAAAAAAACAACAAAUUACCCAAGAAACGUUGAUGAUGACUCGAGUAAUGAAGGUGAAGGCAAUUUCAGUGGGGACAAUGAAAGUACAUCUAUUGUUUCCAGCAUGGUUUAUGAUGACCAUUUAAGUACAAUUCAAUCUAUUGAAGUUGAGCCAACUAAACAAGAGAGCCAACCUCGGAAACAUGACCUUCAAAAAGAUACAUCAAAUCAAGAUAUCAAGAUAUUAAAUGGGAAAUUGAAUGAAUUCUUAGAUAAGGAAAUGGUUGAAGAAGAUAAUGAUUUUGGUAAUGGCGUGUCCUAUGAAUCUCUUCUUAUGAACACGUCAACUACAGAGCCUAUUCCAGGGACCUCGAGCAAGUUUAACUCGAAAAUAUCGCUUGAUUUAAAUGACUCUCAAAUCAGUGUAGUACCAAGCUUAGACUUGGGUCAAGGUGAACAUGAAGAGAUUAAAAUAUCUGAGACUAAAGUCCCAUCCGAGAGUAGGCACCACCCGUCAAUGGCACAAUAUUUAAAAGCUUCGCAUCCUUACCUUAUUAGUUCGGACGAAGAGUUAGAGAAUGGGCAGGAGAAUAGCACGUACCUAUCUCAUAGUAAUGAUACCGAAAGGAGGAUAUCAUUUGAUACAGAUUCAAAUAUCGACAGUACUUUAUCUAUUAAUCUUCCACACGGCAGAAUUCCGACCUCAUCAUACACAUCUGUCGAUUCUCAUAGUAAAAGUGAACGGAUUUUGAAUAUGGGGAAUAAAGAUUUAACAAAACCAUUCUUGAAUAUUUCUAGCACAGAAGCGAACAUUAAGCAUUCUAAAUCAUCCCAGACCACUGUAAAUGGCUCGCAAUCAACAGGUAUUUCAUCUUCAAUUGACGUACCAGGAAGUUUCAAAAAUAAUAAUGCAGAUACAACAGUGAACAGUUUUAAGAGUGAGUCAUCAUCUGUUUACUCCUAUCAUCCGACAAAGAAUGUUAAUCAGCCCAGAAUAAUACGUCUUGAUAAUUUAGGGGAAACACUUGGCGAGUUUAAUCAUAUGAGAGGUUCUUCUUUGGAUGAAAAAAAAUUGGUUUUAAGUAAAAGAGAGGAAAGGGGUAAAGGACAUAAGAGCCACAGAAUAAGUCAAUCGGUUGAUUUAGAUAUGCACAAAGAUAGUACACGGAGAAGAAGUGAAAAAAUUUCAACUUUUAAUGGACAAGUGCAAGUGCGAUCCAAAUCGUUGACUAGGAGACUUUCAUUUCAAAGUACUUUGAAGAAUAUUAAUAAUAUUGAGAAUGAAACAUUUAAGAAACAUUCAAGAAACAGCAGUAUAAGUAAAAGCUUAAAAAAGAUGUUUGGUAUCCAUUCAAAAUAG